Myotis lucifugus (little brown bat) is the source of this 4216-nucleotide messenger RNA. It is a transcript of the gene SEL1L3, whose product is annotated as SEL1L family member 3. NCBI's taxonomy places the organism in Eukaryota, Metazoa, Chordata, Mammalia, Chiroptera, Vespertilionidae. The transcript is spliced from 24 exons. The coding region runs from base 309 to 3266 and encodes 985 amino acids. Gene Ontology annotation, molecular function: protein binding. The record is from RefSeq and is a predicted model, not a curated record.
UUUCUUUUCAGAAUUUUGUGCCGUCUUGGGGCCGGCAGACCUCCCUGACGACGUCAGUGAUAUCCAACACUGAGCAGAGCGUGGCUUACAAAGACUUCAUUUAUUUCACUGUCGUUGAAGGAAAUGUUCGCAACAUUUCUGAAGUCUCGGUUGAGUAUUUGUGCUCCCAGCCUUGCGUUGUCAAUUUGGAAGCGGUUGUCUCAUCCGAGUUCAGGAGUAGCAUUCCUGUGUACAAAAAACGGUGGAAGAACGAGAAGCAUCUUCACACCAGCAGGACACACUUGGUGCAGGUGAAAUUUCCAAGCAUCAUGGUUUACAGAGAUGACUAUUUCAUCAGACACUCCAUUUCCGUGUCGGUGGUGAUACUCCGCGCCUGGAUUACUCACAAAUACACUGGUGGAGACGUGAAUGUUAAAUGGGACGAAAACUUGCUACACGCUGUCGCGAAGAAUUAUACUCUGCUGAAGACGGUCCCGCCUUUUGAGCGCCCUUUCAAAGACCAUCAAGUGUGCCUUGAGUGGAACAUGGGUUAUAUUUGGAACCUUCAGGCAAACAAGAUUCCCCAGUGUCCUCUUGAAAAUGCCGUCUUGUCUUUUGCAGAUGUGGUCACCCUCCUGGGCUUUCUCUAUGCCUCCAGUGGAGAGAACACAGGCAUCGUGAAGAAGUUGCCGAGAUUUCGGAACCGUGAGCUGGAGGCCACCCGGCGCCAGCGGAUAGAUUACCCAGUGUUUACUGUUUCAUUGUGGCUUUAUUUACUCCAUUAUUGCAAGGCCAGUCUCUGCGGGAUUCUGUACUUUGUUGAUUCCAACGAGAUGUACGGCACGCCUUCUGUAUUUCUUACCGAAGAGGGCCUCUUGCAUAUUCAAAUGCAUCUUGUCAAAGGAGAUGACCUUGCAGUAAAGACGAAAUUCACCCUGCCUUUGAAGGAGUGGUUUCGCUUGGAUAUUUCAUUCAACGGAGGCCAGAUAGUAGUCACCACCAGCAUUGGACAGGAUUUGAAAAGUUACCACAAUCAGACCAUUAGAUUCCUGGAGGACUUCCAUUAUAAUGACACUGCUGGGUACUUCAUUAUCGGAGGGAGCAGGUAUGUGGCCGGCAUCGCAGGAUUUUUCGGACCUCUGAAAUACUACCGUCUCCGCACUCUGCACCCUGCACAGAUUUUUAAUCCCCUCCUUGAGAAGCAACUUGCUAAACAAAUCAAGUUAUAUUACGAAAGGUGUGCAGAAGUUCAAGAAAUAGUGUCUGUGUACGCAUCCACGGUACAACAAGGCAGCAGGAGCCAAGAAGCAUGUGACCUGCGGAACUCCUACUUGGACCUGAGGCGCAGGUACGGGAGACCCUCCAUGUGCAGAGCCUUCCCCUGGGAGAAGGAGCUGAGAGCCCAGCACCCCAGCUUGUUCCAGUCGUUGAUGGAAAUGGGUCUGUUGACGGCACCAACGCACCAACAUGAGUCCGUGUUGGAGAUCGGUGGGAUGAUAUUUGAGAAGGCUGCAAAGAGACUCUCCAGUGUUGAUGGUCUUCACCAAAUUAGUUCCGUGGUCCCCCUCCUGAUGGAUUCCAGCUGCUGCGGGUAUCAUAAAGCAUCCUACUACCUCGCGGUCUUUUAUGAAACUGGAUUAAAUAUACCUCGGGAUCAGCUGCAGGGCAUGUUGUAUAGUUUGGUUGGAGGCCAGGGCAGUGAGAGGCUGUCUUCAAUGAAUCUUGGAUACAAACACUUCCAAGGUAUUGACAACUACCCCCUGGACUGGGAGCUAUCCUACGCCUAUUACAGCAAUAUUGCCACAAAGACACCCCUGGACCAGCAGACGCUACAAGGAGAUCAGGCGUACGUUGAAACAAUUAGGCUAAAAGAUGAUGAAAUACUCAAGGUACAAACCAAAGAAGAUGGGGACGUCUUUAUGUGGUUGAAGCACGAAGCUAUCCGAGGCAACGCGGCGGCUCAGCAACGCUUGGCCCAGAUGUUGUUCUGGGGGCAGCAAGGUGUGGCCAAGAAUCCUGAAGCGGCGAUCGAGUGGUACGCCAGGGGUGCCCUGGAGACCGAGGACCCCGCGUUAAUAUAUGACUACGCCAUUGUGUUAUUCAAGGGUCAAGGAGUGAAAAAGAACAGACGGCUCGCCUUGGAGCUGAUGAAGAAAGCAGCUUCCAAGGGAUUGCAUCAGGCAGUCAAUGGUCUGGGAUGGUAUUACCACAAAUUCAAGAAAAAUUAUGUCAAAGCGGCAAAGUACUGGUUAAAAGCAGAAGAAAUGGGGAACCCAGACGCGUCAUACAAUCUUGGGGUCCUGUACUUGGAUGGCGUUUUCCCAGGAGUUCCUGGGAAGAAUCAGACUUUAGCUGGAGAAUAUUUCCAUAAGGCUGCGCAAGGCGGACACAUCGAAGGAACCUUGUGGUGUUCUCUCUACUAUAUAACAGGCAACCUGGAGACGUUCCCUAGAGACCCCGAGAAGGCUGUUGUGUGGGCAAAGCACAUCGCUGAGAAAAACGGCUACCUGGGCCACGUCAUUCGGAAAGGCCUCAACGCCUACCUGGAGGGCUCCUGGCACGAAGCUUUGCUGUAUUAUGUUUUAGCAGCAGAAACUGGUAUUGAAGUGUCACAGACAAAUUUAGCACACAUCUGUGAGGAGAGGCCGGACCUGGCCAAGAGAUAUUUGGGUGUUAAUUGUGUUUGGAGAUACUAUAAUUUCUCUGUUUUUCAAAUCGAUGCUCCUUCAUUUGCCUAUUUGAAAAUGGGAGACCUUUACUACUAUGGCCACCAAAACCAGUCACAAGACCUGGAGCUGUCGGUGCAGAUGUAUGCCCAAGCGGCACUGGAUGGGGACUCGCAGGGAUUUUUUAACCUGGCCCUGCUCAUUGAGGAAGGUGCUAUAAUUCCACAUCACAUUUUGGAUUUCUUGGAAAUUGACCCAACUCUCCAUGCAAAUAACAUCUCCAUCCUCCAGGAACUAUACGAAAGGUGCUGGAGCCACAGUAGUGAGGAGUCCCUGAGCCCCUGCUCCCUGGCCUGGCUCUACCUUCACUUCCGGCUCAUCUGGGGUGCUGUCCUGCACUCUGCCCUGAUCUAUUUCCUGGGAACCUUCCUGCUGUCUGUGUUGAUCGCCUGGACCCUGCAGUAUUUCCAGUCUGUCUCAGCCAACGGUUUCAACCUGACACCAGCCAGGGCCUCCCCAGACGACACCGCUCCCACUGCAAGUCCAGCUGUGACUCCAGCUGCAGAUGUCUCUGCUCAGGACCAGCCCACAGUCACUAAUAACCCAGAGCCACGUGGGUGAACUGUGCACUCCAGGUCUCUCUCGAUGUAAAGCUGGGGCCAGGGCAUUGUACUGAUAAACACCUUAAAAGUCUUGUCAACUGGAUGUGAAUUUUGCACUUGGUGUCUUUUUUUUUUUUAAUCAAAUGACAAAGGAGUGCCCAGAGCAUUCAAACAAAUACAAGGACCAUCUUGAUCUUAGGAGUGUGUUGGAGGUUAGCUGGGUCAUCGCAGACGUCCAUUCCCGGUGACUCUGUGUAUUGGGAGUCACAGUUUGCCCAGCAACAUAUCGGAAUCCUUAUAUCCUGGGAUGUCAUUUACGAAUCUUAGCCCCUUGUUCAUCCCCUUUUAUUCAAUAACAGAAAAUUGUGACUUUUCUACAAGUAGGUAAUAUUCUGGUACAUGUGUUUGCCACAGCCCUGCUCCUCGGAGUCCAACCAACAGAUUGCAAUUUGGCUUCCAACACCCAGCAGUUCUGAGGCACUUUGACAUAAAUCGGUUGUGGCUGGAAGUGCAGGGAAGGCGAUGGCUUUGUAAAUUGGUUUACAUUUUGCUCCUUGAAUUUUUCUAGGGUUGUAGUGCUUCCGAAUCAUUCAAUGACAUUGUUGGGCAUCGGUUACCUUUCAAUUGCAAUCCAUAAAAUAACAUUUAGAAAAUGCUUAGUAUUUAAGUGUAGCCUUCUCCAUGAAUUACCCAUUAGAAUAGACUGGCAGCAGUGGGAUGUGCAGGAAAAAUGCCUUUAGUUCACAGUUAUCCCCACCCCUUAUGCCUGCCUGAGUCCAUAUAGGUGUGUGUGUGUGUGUGUGUGUGUGUGUGUGUGUGUGUGUGUGAGACAGAGGGAGAGGAAAGGCAGACUGUGCACUGUAUGCUGCUAAGGUGGUAAAUAAAUCAGUAAUGCAAUAUUGUGGGUCCAAACUACUCUUUGCACUACUUUAUUUACAGUAGUAAAUAAAAAUUAUUUUUAUACAUUAA